AUGUCGCCGGCUGCAGCCGAUCUGAUUCAAGAAAAGGGCGCUUUGUCACUGCCGUCGGCUUGCUUGCGGAAUGCUUUGUGGCAAGCAUAUCUUCGGUCGGUUCAUCCGUUCCUCCCACUGCUGGAUGUGGAAACGGCUGCCACGAUCAUGCAGCAUGGCGAUCGGUCCAAAGGGCAGUACAGCCUCCUCUUGUUCCAUGCCAUCAUGCUGGCGGGCACGCAUUCAGUGGAUAUGGAGUACCUGCGGAGUGCAGGCUAUACCUCGAAAAAGGCAUGCCUGCACAACACGUUCGAAAUUGUCAAGCUCCUAUACGACCUGGAUUAUGAACAAGAUCGUAUCUGCCUGAUCCAGUCUCUUCUGCUCAUGACUUUGUGGUAUCGUAGCCCUGACGACCACAAAGACCCCUGGCACUAUGUCGGGCUCGCGGUGUCUCUUGCGAGGAAAACAGGUCUUCACCGGGAGUCUACCAUUGCGGCUGCAGCCCCUAACCAAAGGCCUUUAUUGAGAAGAUUGUGGUGGUGUUGCGUGUUACGGGACUACAUGAUCGGCUAUGGCAUGAGUCGGCCAGUUCACAUUCACCUCGACAAAUGCACCGUCUCAAUGCUCACAAUGGACGACUUUGUCUCUCAUCCCUUAAUCUCUCGGCCACCCUUGGUUGUGGCAUCGGCGGAGUUGAACAAUUAUGAGCAAAAGGGGCGCCACUUGGCCGUCAUAUUUCUUCAAUUGGUCAAGCUCUGCAAGAUUGGGCAUGAUCACCUGGAGCUCCAGGACACCCAAGGAUUGGAUGACGGUGGAGGCAGACAUCAUGAUAUCGCCAAUUUACGCAGCGAUCAUACCGAAGGGAGCACAGAAGAUCGAAUCGUUCAGAAAGCCGACGCAGAAUUGGCAACAUGGUUCGCAGAGCUGCCCGACGAAGCUGCCCCGAAACUACCAUCCCCUGGAGGCUUCGGCCUGGAAGACGAUGUUUUGGUGCAACACCACUGCCUCCUCCACAUGCUCUACCAUACCGCUGUCAUUACCGUCCACCGCAAGCAUCUGGUACCUCCUGACGGUUCCGUAUCUGAGGCCGACCUUGCUGCCGCAGCUGCUGCUCGGGCUAAGGUCCGCACGUCUGCACGCGAAAUUACUGGCACCUGUGAGAUGCUCAAGGCUCAGGGCUUGAUGAAUGAGUUGCCCAUGCCCUUUAUGCCCUGCAUAUUGGUCACCACUAUUGUCCAUCUUCUGGAAAUAAAGUUUGCUGGAGACCGUCCGGAUCCUUUCAAUGUGAAGUCUCUGGCCUUGUUCACUCGCAUAUUAAGAGAAGUCGGAAGCAAUGUAUCCUACAUGGAAUGGUCUUUUGCCUUCAUCCAGUCCGCAUGCCAAACGGCGAAGAUUCCAAUGUCCAUGACCAAAGGUAACGCCGAUCAACCCGACGUUGCUUCUGUUGGAAACGCCCUUGAAUCCCGGCAACCUGCUCUACGGCCAAACAUAACGAACCCAGUGGUGCCUGGCGACCUAGGCCCGAUAUCAACACUUACUCCAUCACCAGAAGCGGAGGUCACUUAUCCUCCCGUGUCAUCGCCGGCACCUCCUCAGGAAGACGACCUGGGAUUUGGUAUCGGUCUGCCCAGCCCCUUUGACGACAAUUCUUUCGAAGUCGACUACUCUUUCCUACAGAAUCCAGCCGACCCAAGCUGGUCUCUUGCCUUUGACACAGCGGGGAGAGAUCUUCCCACGGGUUACGGCGAGAUUCUCAAUACAUGCCUCACAGAGUCGAGUAAUUUUCGGCAGACCGAUCAUCCAGACCCGAUUGCUCUCGACCCGUUUCUGCCCGACCUCCCGAACAAUGGAUUCAAGAGUCGUGUGCCGAACGAAAGUGGUUGGCCGCACGACGCGGCCGCAAUGGACUAUAAUGAGGGCAUGUGUUUUGAAGACGUGGAACUCUAUAUGUUAUCGAGGGACUGCUGA
Molecule: messenger RNA, 1947 nt
Organism: Cladophialophora immunda
Lineage: Eukaryota; Fungi; Ascomycota; Eurotiomycetes; Chaetothyriales; Herpotrichiellaceae
Exons: 2
Coding region: 1-1947 (648 amino acids)
Biological process (GO): DNA-templated transcription
Molecular function (GO): DNA binding; zinc ion binding
Source: RefSeq, a predicted model, not a curated record